This is a messenger RNA of Phytophthora infestans T30-4, 1365 nucleotides long. RefSeq lists its product as uncharacterized. Gene Ontology annotation, molecular function: acyltransferase activity, transferring groups other than amino-acyl groups. Bases 1 to 1365 code for a protein of 454 amino acids. Lineage: Eukaryota; Oomycota; Peronosporomycetes; Peronosporales; Peronosporaceae. The transcript has 2 exons. The record is from RefSeq and is a predicted model, not a curated record.
AUGGACCUCUCGUCAACCGUAAGCAUGACGGAACAAGUCUCGCUGCAAUGUGCGGAUGAAGCCUCUCUCCAAACCGUCGAGCUACCCACACGGCUCGGCCCGUUGGACCAGCGCUAUCUACUUGGUAUUCCGCUUGCUGUUGUCUUCGUGUACCGCUCGACCAACUCCGCAGUCGAAGAACUGAUCCCAAUCGACAGACUUCGUCGUGCCCUGGAGCGAUUACUUGACUUCUACCCGCAUCUAACAGGGCGCAUUCUCGUCGACCCUGUGGAUAAAGCGCCGCGUAUCGAACAGCUAGGAGCCGGCGCCAAGCUGGUCUCCGCACAAUGCAGCGAACCGCUUACGUCGUUCGAGACUGUAAAAGAUGAUGGCCAAUCUGAAUCUUCCCCUCAGCUUAUCGUCACGAACUUGCCAGAUGGAGGCAACGCAUUGCUGCCAGAAUUCGACGCGACAGAAGCCGGUGCGGGUCGUGAUGCGAUCUUAACGGUACAGCACACUCGCUUUGCGUGUGGCAGUGUGUCAGUUGCUCUGCGACUUCGACACAUCAUUUGCGACGCUUCUGGUAUUCAGUCGCUCUUUUCGGAUCUACAGCUGUCAACCGAAGAAAGACUGGAAGCCCUCGCAGUGAGCCCAACGCUCUUUGAGCUCGCACCGGAGGCCCCAGACGUACCAGAUAAUAUUGCGACACCGGAGCGCGUCAUCGGCCGCGUCCUCCGGUUUUCAUCGACCGAGCUCGCACGUAUCAAGGCCGCCGCCAAUGCUGAUAAAGAAAAUCCGGUAUCAACUUUCUGUGCGCUGGCGGCGCACUUGUGGCAGAGCAUCUACCGUGCUCGCACACGACAAUGCAGAGCUCAAUGUUUGAGCUCACACGAAGCCGCACUUCAAGUGCCGCGUCAAUCCCUGGCGUCUCUUGACUUACGCAGUCGGAGUCAACUGAACAUAUCGCCGCGGUAUUUCCCGAACUGUGUCUUGUGUCCCGUUUUCUCGCUGUCUGCUGCUGAGUUGCUGGACGCUCCGUUGUCCACUAUCGCUGCUGCAGUUCACAAGGGUGUGCAGCGUCUGGACCCAGCAGAGGUGCAACGGAAUUUGCGCUGGCUGGCUGCACAGCCGGACAAGGACCGAGUACGACUUCGCUAUCAAGGUGGCGUGAUGGUGAGCCAAUGGAACAAGUUUGAGAUGUACAGAGGCUCCGAACUUGACGUCCCACCUGCACUUGUAGCUCAACCAUUCACACCCAUUUCACUUAUAGAUGGCCUCAUCUACUUUAUGGCCACUGAAGACCAGCUGAACCAGUCGAACACGACCAUCUCAGACAGUAUCGACGUUAGUAUGGCUCUCAAUGAAUCCGUUUGGGCCGAGUGGUGA